This is a messenger RNA of Gossypium raimondii (Peruvian cotton), 1500 nucleotides long. RefSeq lists its product as uncharacterized. NCBI's taxonomy places the organism in Eukaryota, Viridiplantae, Streptophyta, Magnoliopsida, Malvales, Malvaceae. Gene Ontology annotation, molecular function: protein-folding chaperone binding. The record is from RefSeq and is a predicted model, not a curated record. The transcript has 3 exons. Gene Ontology annotation, cellular component: cytosol. The coding region runs from base 156 to 1214 and encodes 352 amino acids.
AUCCCCCGGCUUAAAUAUUUGACAAAUUAUCCAAGCAAUUUUCUGGUGUUGGGUUUAUGGUCUAACUCUAUCCAUCUAAUCCUCUUCUUUCUUCUUGCUGCCUUCGCCUGCCUUUCAUUGUUUUUUUUUUGGGGGGGUUUUGGUUGUUGUGUCCCAUGGUAAAUCAUCUGAACCAAGAACCUGUCCCCAUUUUUAAUCAAAAGAAGAAAGGUUUCAGUUUACGGGGGAUUACCAGAGUCUUACGAUCAUGGCGAUUUCGUCUUAAGAAAUCCUCCUCUUCCGACCAACCCAUAUACCAACCUUCCCAGGGCUCUCCAGAUGAGAAUGGAGGUGGACAAAAAAUUCUCCGAGUUAGCAGCUGGACAAGCGAUAGCGAUGGGUCGAGAUCCGAAGGUCGGAGUUCUAAAGGUUUUUUCAAGUAUCGAAGCAUGGACGCAUGCUUUUCUCGCCAAGAUUCUACAAACUCAAAGGGUGCAAGCAAGAGGAGCCGCAGCCCCAGCCCCAGCCACAGCCCCAGCCCCAAGCCUUCCUCACAGAAUAAGGAGGGAAGCCUGAGAAGAAGCACAACAACAGAUAGAAAUGGCUUAUUUGAGCCCCUGUCAGGAAGCACGAGUCGCCCGAAUGGUAACCCCAUCAUGUUCUCAAACUCAACAGGGGUGGUGAAACCACCACCAAUUGAGAAGCAACUCGAAUGCACGCUUGAAGAUUUGUGCUAUGGAUGUACCGAGAAGAUAAAGAUCAAAAGGGACGUUAUUACAGAAUCCGGGCAAAGAGUUGAACAUAAGGAGAUGUUAUCAAUAAACGUGGAGCCGGGAUGGAAGAAAGGAACAAAGAUUACAUUUGAAGGAAUGGGAAAUGAAGUACCUCGAUUAUAUGCAGCUGACGUCACAUUCGUUAUUGCCGAGAAACAACAUCCUGUCUUCGGAAGAGACGGUGAUGAUUUGGAGUUAACGAUUGAAAUUCCUCUGGUGAAAGCUCUAACAGGUUGCUGCCUUCCCAUACCUUUACUGGGUGGGGAGAAAAUGGAACUGAAAAUAGAUGAAAUCAUUCACCCUGGAUAUGAAAAGAUAAUCACAGGCCAGGGCAUGCCAACCACAAAAGAAGCCGCAAGCAGAGGUAACUUAAAAGUUAGAUUCCUGAUUAACUUCCCAACGGAGCUCACAGAUGAACAACGAGCCACCGCAGUUAGAAUUUUAGGGGAUUCUUCUUCAUGAAUGUGGUUUUAGUUUCUUUAGGAGUCUCAGAAUUUGUUUUACUUGUGGAUAUGUUUCUUGCAACAGUAUUUCAGACUUCCCUUCAUUGUAAAAUGUAAUGUCAGGUGCUUCGCAGAUACUUCAACAAGGAAUAUAUCACCUGCUCAUUACCAGUCAGCUAAAAUCAAACCAUUUUUAACAUUUUCAUAAAUGUAAUGGGACCUGGCAGAAUAACAUUCCAAUAUGAUGCCACUUACAAUACCUGUUAGACAUGUAAAUGUAAUGGUACCUUUCAAACUGGAACAAA